GCCGCUCGGCGCGAUGCUGGCGCUGGAGCUCCUGGGCUUGGCGUGGCUGGCCGGCGUGGCGCUGGGGCAGAACGAGACGGAGCCCAUCAUCCUGGAAGGCAAGUGCCUGGUGGUGUGCGACUCCAACCCGGCCUCGGACCCCACGGGCACGGCGCUGGGCAUCUCGGUGCGCUCGGGCAGCGCCAAGGUGGCCUUCUCUGCCAUCCGCAGCACCAACCACGAGCCGUCGGAGAUGAGCAACCGGACCAUGAUCAUCUACUUCGACCAGGUACUAGUGAAUGUCGGACUCAACUUUGACGCGGAACGGAGCACUUUCAUAGCGCCCCGAAAGGGGAUCUACAGCUUUAAUUUUCACGUGGUGAAGGUGUACAACAGGCAAACCAUCCAGGUGAGCUUGAUGCUCAACGGUUGGCCGGUGAUCUCUGCCUUUGCUGGGGACCAAGAUGUCACCAGAGAAGCUGCCAGCAAUGGGGUCCUGAUCCAGAUGGAGAAAGGAGACAGAGCCUAUUUAAAACUGGAGAGAGGAAACUUAAUGGGGGGUUGGAAAUAUUCCACCUUCUCUGGAUUUCUAGUAUUCCCUCUUUAAAGAACUUGCCGACUAGAGUUGGAAGAGGGGCAAUCAAAGCAAGCCUGAGAAUCGCUUACCCGCCCCUGAAUUGUAGCAGGAUAGAAGGAGCUUUGCACAUCAAGCUUCUGGAUAAUAUCUACGUAUUGCAGAAGUUAAACCCUUACUUAGGUUUGUGUACAUUGCUCGGAAGAUCUCUGUAACGGUGCAGCCAGCAGCCAGAAGAUGCUUGAAUUCGUCAUCGUCCAAUAAUAUUUCUUUUUUCUUUGCAAACCAAAUUAACUACAUCUCCAUUUAACCGAUGUUGUUAU
Elgaria multicarinata webbii is the source of this 876-nucleotide messenger RNA. It is a transcript of the gene CBLN1, whose product is annotated as cerebellin 1 precursor. The transcript is spliced from 3 exons. Lineage: Eukaryota; Metazoa; Chordata; Lepidosauria; Squamata; Anguidae. Gene Ontology annotation, molecular function: protein binding. Gene Ontology annotation, cellular component: synaptic cleft; glutamatergic synapse. The record is from RefSeq and is a predicted model, not a curated record. Gene Ontology annotation, biological process: maintenance of synapse structure. The coding region runs from base 14 to 586 and encodes 190 amino acids.